UAGCGCACGGCGACCUACGGAUAGCUGCUGCUCUGCCUCUCUCGUUCUCGUCUUUUUUAAGUUGCAUUUUAUUCGGCUCGACGGGAAUUCGCUACAACGAGGGGCUGUGCGUUUUAAUCACCGUGGUGACAUGACGCGGAAAAAAUGCUCGGCUGGUUAAUGGCCCGACAAUCAGGCCUCCACACCACGUUAGCUCUUAGAGGAUGCACAAGCUAGCUAAGGGCCUGAAAAAAAAGAAAAAGCAGAAGAAGGGCAAGAAGGGAGAGGACGACGAGGAGUUCGAUCCAGAGGAGCUUGAGCGUUACAGACGCGAACGAGCGGAGGCCCAACAAAAGCAAGCCGAGGAAGCAAGCACCACUGAGGCUGCUACUGCUGCAACCGGUAACGACGAGUGGAAGAAAUUCCAGGCACUCACAUCGGGUAUCGACUCAGUUCUCAAAAAGACUCAAGACGACUUAGAUCGUAUCAAGUCAACCUCGUUCUUCCAACGCAAGGCGCCGGAGCCCGAACCUGAUCCUGAGGAAUCACCCGAGCAAGGUAAUCCCAUCGAAGUCAAAGACGAACCCGAGGAGGAAACAGUUAAACCUCUACCCGUGACCGAGGAUGGUAUUGUAGAAGUACCUGACGACGACGAGUUCGAGGAAGAAGAUGAUAUCUUCGACACAGAUUACAUUGAGACACUCCAAAAAGUUGUUCAGGAGGUCCAAUUAGCAUACAUUCCAGAAAGUCCUACAGAGGAAGAAUUAGGUGACGAUCCUUUCGAUACUAGCAACGCAGAUAAAGUACUCAAGACUGUCGACAAGAAGGGCAGAAAAGUAGUUAGUUUGGGCAAUGCUGUUGAAGUACUUGCUGGACGCGUUGAUUAUCAGAGUACCUGUAAAAUUGGACGUAAUAGACCACGAAUAAAUAGAGAUCUCUUAUUAGAAAGCUUUGACGCUGACGCAGAGCCUAUACCUUCAAAUAAUACAGAAACAGAACCUAUUGAAGUUGAAAAAACAUUAUUAGACGACGACAGUGAUUUGCCUGACAUUCCAAUAGACUUAACUCAACUUCCACCAGUAUCGCCUAGACCUAUCACACCUGCAGCAAACGAAGAAACUGAUAACGAUUUGAACAAACCGUUGGACAUAUCUGAAUUUGAAAGCUUCAAAGACAAGACACUAUUGGACGAAGUUCCAACAUUAGACGACGACGAAUUCGAUUUAACUGCCCCAGACGAGACAGUCGUUUUAGAAGAACCUGAGGAUCCAUUUGCUGCUAAGGAACCGGAGGAUCUUGGUUUCCAGGAAGAGAUAAUUGAAGCUUGUUUCGAAGCUGCGAGUAUCAUCAACGAAGACGAUCCCUUUGACACUACUAUCGCAGCGAACAUCUUACCUGGCAAAACAGAACUCAAAUUUAUUGAGAAAGAACUCGAACAGGUUCCCAUAUCUGAAGUAUCGAUAUCUCUUACAGAUCCUAGUGGAUUGAAAUGUGAUUAUGAAACUGGAUUAUUAAAGAAUCAAUCAAAUAGUCUUAGUGUUACAAAGAAAGACUUACUAGGAGGUUCAGCCACAGAUUUAAGUCAGUUAGCAGAUAAACCUAUCAAACCAGUUGAGGAGAUCUCAUACGUCGAUCCAUUUGAUACCUCAAAUAUCCAAGAAUUACCUCCGGGAAGAACAGAACUCAAAGUUCUUGAAAAAGAACUUUUAGGUGAAAAGAAAACACCGACGCUAGACGAUCUAGAAGACGACGAUUUUGAUCCUAGAGCAGAGGAAAAGAAAGCAGCACCACCGAUAAGACCACCACCGAUUACUCCUAAGGUUCCUGUUGCCGUACAAGCUGACGAAGAAGUUCCAAGAAUUAGUGGUAGAAAACCAUCCAGACCAGAAGCUCUUGACAUUGCUCCGAAGAUAGUUGCCUUUAAUAUACCAACACCUAAACCAGAUCUUCUAGCAUCUAGUGAAGAAGAAAAAGCAUUACCAAGUAAACCUCUAACACCUUAUUAUCCUCAAAAAUCGAUCGAAGAAGUCCUUCCAACAGAAGACGAAGUAGACGGUUCUGACAUCGAUCCUUUCGAUACAAGUUUUGUAGCAAAUACUGCACCUGGAAAAACAGAAUUGAAAAUUAUUGAAUCGGAACUUUUAGCUGAGGAAUCUGUUAUUGGAAUUUCACAUAGUGUCAGUGAUCAAGAUUUAGAGUCAAGAGAUAAACCACUUCCGCAAAAUCGUAGGCAAAGUGACUUUGGUACCGUGACAGGUCGACCUCAAAUUAUCAAAAGCUCUGAGGUUAUAGAAUCGCUUAUAAAUAAAAGAAAAGCACUUGACAAGAGGCAAGAUAGUAUUUUAGACACCGACGUUGAAGUUGCAGGUGAACCUUUAGCUCCAAACGUCAAACCGAGUACGAUCGAAGAAGAAGUUGAACUCUCUUACAAAGAUCCCUUUGACACAUCUAUUGCGGAGAAUAUUUUGCCAGGAAAAGCUGAAUUGAAAAUUCUUGAGAACGAAUUGAGUCAGAUUCCGGAACCAGAACCAGUUAAACCACAUCCAGUUAUCGAACUCGUCGCAAAGAAACUCUAUUCUGUCGACGAAGAUCCAGAUUUCGAUCCUAGAGCUGAAGAGAAAGAUAUAUUGUGUCAGGAUAUCGGAGAAGCACCCGCUGAUAAAAUUCUCACACCAAUCCAGGACCUAAAUUUCUCGUUAAAAAUGGAUUCCAAAGGAGGGAAUCCAUUUCUUAUGGACGAUUAUUCCGCCGGAGCAGAAGCAGGACCACCUACAUCAAAUCCCUUCCUACAGGAUUUUGGCGAUCCUAAUCCGGUUUCUACCAAUACUGAUGCCAAUCCAUUCUUAAGUUUUGUGGCUGAUACAUCGUAUCAAGCUUCUGCUACUGACUAUACAAAUCCAUUUGCUUCAUUCGGUGCUCCUGAAGCAGCAGCUGUACCUGGACCCGAACAAAAUAUUUUUAUCACACCCGAAGUGGCAUCUGUACCACCUACGACAACGGUGAAUAUCUUCGAAGAAUCAUCAGUCCAGGUAACAAGUCCACCACAAUCAAUACAUGAUACGUCACCACCAAACAAACCAUCACGUCCGCUACCACCACCGAGACCAGGCGCACCACCACCCCCGCCGCGCAACACAAAAGAUCUGAUCCUAUCGGUGACGGGAGCUAUGGACGAGACCUCGAAUCAGAUGCUGGAUCGGUUGCAAGCAACACGAACGCCGAGUCCAACGCUGAUGCACUCGCCGUCACCAACGCCGGAGCACAGCUUCGCCGACCUCCUCGACGUUGAUGGCAGCGUGCCGGAUCUCGUGCAUGACGUUACAUCCAAACAACAACCAUCAUCUGCCACACAAGAUAUGCUGGGUUUGUUCGAUGCGCCGGCACCACCGUCAACUGAUCAGCAACCUGUAGUCAAUGCUAACUUUACAACUGGGUUAACGGAGACACAAGGCCAAGUGGAAAUGACGGUGGCGUCGUCGACAUCGGAUGAGAUACCAGCUACGGACGCGCCGCCCUUAACGUCGGUGUUGUCGGAUAAUCCGUUCUCCGAUGUCGGACCGACGGAGGGUCAUGUCGAUCUUGGUCUCGUUCAAGAUAAAAGGCCUUCCCUCACAAGUGGAUCACCAGUUGCUGCAGAAGCCGUUGCAAUGGAAAUGCCAGAAGUAAUACCUACAGCCGUAGUUGAGCCAACGGUACAAGAACAAGUUCCGUCAUCUGGUUAUUUCAACGAUUUGUCAACAACAGACACCUUCCAAACGCCGGGUCCUCCGCCGAAACCACCAAAACCAGCACCACCACCACCUCCAACUCGUGGUGCUAAUGCCAGCACCGGUGGUAGCGGCUUUGCUGACCUUUUUGGUGCUCCUGCACAAAAUGUUGCACCGGUUAGCCCUAUCACAGCUACUGAAUUUCCUGUCGUUGGAUACGGGGCAGAAAACUCGACUUUUGAAACAACAACACAAUCCGCCGAGAACACAAGUGACGCCUUCGAUGCAUUCGCAUCCAAAUUCGAUAAAGCAGCAGAGUCUACGAGUACUGGAGCUGAUCCAUUUUAUGAUCCAUUCACUGGUGGAUCGGCCGGUCAUACAGCCAUGGAUACAAGUAGCGAUGUUUGGGGUGAUUCAUCGGCAGUGUCAAAAUCAGGGCCAGUGUCUGGCUUCGACGAUGAAGAUGGCGCAGGUUUUGAUUCGUUUCUCAGCAUGACUGCACCACCACCAGACGUUACACCCAGGAGACAUUCACGUGACUCCGACGAGGGUCCUGACUUCACUAUCCACAUCAAGCCAAAAGAAGGCGGCGAUCAAUAUGGAAUGGUCGAAGGAGGUCCAGUGCCUGUUUUAGCACCACCACCUAAGAGCCCGAUGAAUGCUGCCUAUGCUGAUAGCUCACCACGAUUCAAUCCUUUUGACAAAACUGGUUUCGCUGUUCAAGAUGCUGCAUUGCCAACCGAAGGUGCUCUACCAUCGGAAUUGACUAGAACAGAUUCUCAAGAAACACCACCAACACCAUUGUUCGACGAAGAUUUAAGUCAACCGCUCGAGGAUUUUCCACGCAUCCAUUACGAUGGUGAAAGUUGGGAGAUGCAGUUACGUAUGCCAAUCAAAAAGAAAAUCACUGGACAACGUUUCUGGAAGAAGAUCUUCGUAACCCUCGUUUAUCAAGGCGACAAUCCAAUUUUACAAAUCUUUAAUAACAAGGGUGACAAGGAUCCAUUUCAAGAAUUGCCGUUGCUGGCUUGCUACUCGGUCUCAGAAAUUGCGGCCCAGCAGUAUGACCAGUACGGCAAGAUAUUCACCGUGAAACUACAGUAUAUAUUCUACAAAGAAAGACCAGGCGUUAGACCUGGUCAAGUCACUAAAGCUGGUAGAAUUACCGAUAAACUCAGUCAGUUCGCUGCUUAUGCUAUUCAAGGAGAUUAUCAAGGUGUUAAGGAGUUUGGUAGUGAUUUGAAGAAACUUGGAUUGCCUGUUGAACAUGCUCCUCAGAUGUCACAGUUGUUUAAACUGGGGUCCAUGAGUUAUGAGGAUCUCAAACAAUUCUCAGUAACGAUCGAGGAAGCCUUGUUCCGAUUGAACGUCCAUCGUGAUCGAGCUUUAACGUACAAAAUGGAAGAAGUUCAAAUUAGCGUCGUCGACGAAAUUUAUGUCGAACAGAACUGGGAAGGACAUGUAGAGAAACAAAUCGCGAGAGUUAGAUUGUUCUUCCUUGGAUUUUUGUCUGGUAUGCCUGACGUGGAAUUAGGAGUAAAUGAUAUCCGAAGACAGGGAAAAGAAGUUGUCGGCAGGCACGACAUCAUUCCCGUAGCAACCGAAGAGUGGAUUAGACUUGAGAAUGUUGAAUUUCAUUCGUGCAUACAACAGGAUGAGUUUGAGAAAACGAAAAUUAUUAAAUUUAAACCACCGGAUGCAUGUUACAUCGAGUUGUUGAGGUUCCGUGUGAGGCCACCAAAAAAUCGUGAAUUGCCGUUACAACUGAAAGCUGUUAUGUGUGUCACUGGUAACAAGGUCGAACUGCGUGCCGACAUUCUCGUGCCAGGCUUUGCAUCUCGCAAACUCGGUCGAGUCCCAUGCGAAGACGUAAUGGUUCGAUUUCCUAUACCUGAAUGUUGGAUCUACUUAUUCCGUGUUGAGAAACAUUUUAGAUAUGGUUCGGUCAAAUCGGCACAUAGGCGCACCGGUAAAGUUAAAGGCAUUGAACGUAUUCUUGGUGCUAUGGAAACGUUAGAUUCGCAACUUAUGGAGACAACUUCUGGACAAGCCAAGUAUGAACAUCAACAUAGAGCUAUUGUUUGGAGAAUGCCAAGGUUACCUAAGGAAGGACAGGGCGCUUACACAACUCACCAGCUGGUUUGUCGUAUGAACCUGACCUCGUACGACCAGAUUCCGGAGAAGCUUGCCGAGUAUUGCUAUGUUGAGUUUACAAUGCCGGCAACGCAAGUCUCACACACGACUGCACGCAGUGUCAGCUUCCAGAAUUACGACGGUGAUGAGCCGCCUGAGAAAUAUGUGAGAAAUCUAUCGCGUCACGAGUACAGAGUUGGAAUCGAGCAUACGGUAGGGGAAGGUCCAGGUGCAUAUGUAGCAGCAACGUCGAUAUCGACGCCAAAGAAAACGGCAACGAUACCAGAAUCAGGCGGUGAGUCGCACGACGAAUCGACCGAACACGCGGCAUCCGACUCAGACUCGUCCGAUUAAAUAUCAUCACUUGAAGAUUCCGCAAGUAUAUGUUAAUAAAGUUGUCUACUUGGAAGAUCGAGCAUGUUUUCAAUUUCGGGGAAAGUUUGAUUUGUUGGCAAGAACGUUUGGUAAACAAGAUUUUUUCUCUUUUUCCAUAUAAGUAUAAAUACAGUAUGUGUUAUUGUCACAAAGGAAAAAAAAACCUAAAAUAAAACAAAACAACGUUAGUGUUGUAUGAAUAACAUUCAAAUUCUCCAAUGAUGAAGAGAACAGCCAAGUCAAUUGAAGAAGAAACUCAGUUUUCCUCCUCAAUCACGCCUUCUUUCGUCAAAUUGAACUUUCUUCGAUGUAAUUGGUUCAUCAUUCACGCAGACAACGAAAGCAUCCAUGACAACAAAUCGUUCGUUAUAUUGUAGUGAAUUUCCGCUUUGACAAAAAUCUUAUGUAGCGGUAAAAUAAAUUUUGUUUUUCUCGUCGCUGUAGUUAUAUACAAUGAGGUGCAUUCGUUGUUCAUUCCUCAGUUUUAGAAGAAGCUAUAAUCCCCUCCCCUUGAGCUGUGAAUUGACAACGACGCGAGAGUCAGAAACAAAAAAGUAGUUACUUAUAUACAUUCCAAGGGAUAUAAGCGAUUGUACGUGCCUCGUUGAUUCGCAAGGACAAUACAAACGGAACACAUACAUACAGAUACACAUAGAUUUUUCGUUUCUGCGUUCGUUCUGCAAUUAUUGUUGCACCUGAUGAGACUGUCUCGAUUUUCGAACUCACGCGCAUUCCUAUAUAAACGUAUAUAUCUCGCUUAGAGUUCCUCUAAAUAGCCCACCGAAUAGAGAAUCAUCAAUCAUCGAACUUGCCUUUGACGUUUUAAAAUUUACCCGAGAAACAAUGUAUAUUAUAAAUGAAUUUAACAAACAAAGUCUACUGUGUAGCCUCAUGUUGUUGUUGUUUCAAUAUAUAUAAAUAACUCUAUAUAUAUAUAUAUAUAUAUAUAUAUAUAUAUAUAUAUAUAUAGAGAGAUCACGCUUGCCAUAGUGUUAUAACAUUCCUGAAAAAAAAUGAACAAAAAAAAAAUAACAAGUAAAAGUUGUUGUUGAGUCGUACUUGUAUUCUUGUCUUGAAGUAUGUUGCGAGAGUGCCACGUAUGUUUUUAAUUUUUGUUUGCGGUGCCUAGGUGUCUUGUGUGAGAAUCCCCCGAUAUAAAAGAAAUUAUAAUCUUUUUAGCAUUUAAGGAGUGGACGUAACUUUCACCUAUCUUAUAAUAAUCGAAAGAGCCUAAAUCAUUUUGUUGACAAAAAAACGAUAAUAUCUAACCCUAAGCAAUAUUUUUCAUACAUGAUGACCGAUUGAAACCUUUCGAAAAUUAAACUUAAAAUUAGUUUAUUUAAGCUCUUUCUUUCGAUCUGUGUAUCAUUAGAUUCGAGCGAAAGUAAUCAAUUUAGUCGUAUGAGCUUCUUUUCUUUUAAUAAUUAUUUUUGUUUUUCCCAAUUAUUCUCGCGUCAGAUGCGCUGAGUACGACGCUAAAUACACAGCUAAACCAAAUACUAGUCAUUUAAGCAGAUCGUUAGCCAAGUAAGUUAAAAUAUACGACGCGACAGCAGCGUCGCACCUCAACAGUACUUAAAACAAAUAAAUAAAAUAAUGCGCUUCUAGAUAUCCCCCUCCUCUCCCCCUUUCACAUAUCUCAAUGCGUUGCAUAUAUGUGUAAAAAUUGUAGUUGUUUAAGGAUGAUAAUCAUGUAAGUUUCAUUUAUGAAGUUAGUUUGAUUUUGACGUUUUUCGUCUCGUUCCUGAACAACAAAAAGGGAAGAGAAAGAAGAGUAAGCUUCUAGUCACAUUUAUCGCGAAUAUCGAUGAACCUCGUCGUAUAACGCGAAUAAAGUCCUUAGCUCGUAAGAAUAUAGAUUGUAAGGUAGAGUUAAUAGACUUUUUUUUAUUCACCAGUUGAUUUUUGUUUUUUUUUACAAGGCAUCUUUGUUAUCGUUUUGAAAGAUUUUUUUAUUUGUUCUUUUAUAUUCAUUGCUUUUGCAGAUUCUGUGUGCCAUAGAACCAAGCGAUUUGUUUAAAUAAAAGUAUUUUUAGUGAGUAAUAUAGAUUCUUAUCGAACAUAAUUGUGAUAAUUAGAUAAGCAUAAAUUCAGUUGAACUUCAAUUGUUGCAAUAAUUAAGUAAGUAAGAUUAUUAAUUGUGCAUUUAUUUUGCAGUGCAUACAAGUGGUCAUAAAUUGUAAUUCCAAAACUUAGGAAUUUGAUUCGUUCCGUCUUCUAGAUAAUAUUAGACGUUAUAAAUUUUCAGACGAAUAACGGAACAUUUUUUCUUUAGGCCAGAAAAACGUAACGCGUAUAAAAUAUAUAUUUAGAUUCAUAAUAACACAUAUAAAAUUAGAAAUACAUAGUGAAACCUAGUCCUCCGUCGUAGCCAAAACAUGUAACACGUGCAUAAUCCUCGGCCAUAUACAUCGUUAUACAUGUAAAAAGAAGUAACACGUUAGUUUUGUUUUCACAUGAAAACACUUGAAAUCGGGUCAGUCUUGUAGCUUCAAGCAAUACAGAGACUUUAUUUUGCUACGUGAUUUACGGGAUUGUUGAAAAUGUUGAAAAACGAAGAAAAUAAAUCUGCCUCUGGAAUAUUUUUAUAUGUGAAUGACGAAAAAACAAAUAUGAAAAACUCAGCCUUAUUAUGUUUUUGUAAUAUCGUUUUUUGCUUUGUUCUUGGAUUCUCUACUUAUUUUGUUCAAAAAAUAAUAUAUGCAACAAUAAAAACCUUAAGAAGUAUUAUCAAUUUUUUAAAACAAUGUUUAUUGAUAAGCUGUGAAGUUGUUUUUUUGUACAAAUUACUUUUAUUCGAAAAUGAUGCAAAGUAAGAUGUAAUAAUGAAAAGCUCUAUGAAAGGAGUUUUUUAACGAAAACUUGCGAAUAUAAAAAAUGCGAGUAUUCAGCUUGUGAUCUCAGUACCGUAAUCGUGCACAUGUAAUUGCAAAAUGAACAUACAAAUAAUAAAAAGAUAUGUCUCAUCUGUGGACAAAUGGUAAUGGAUAAUAAUUAAAUAUAUACUAAUCAUAUUAAUAAGGCGCGUCGAGAAAGACAAAAAAAAAUGUAUGACCACCACAAUAGUAAUAAAAAUUCAUAAGUUGAACCUAUAUCCACUAAAAAAUGUAAGUCUAAUUUACAUAAAUUGUAUGAAAUUAUAGUGGAAUUACCCAAAGUAACUUUAGGGUAAAAUAAAAUUGCGACGUGUUUUGAUGAUAGUUUCCGAACAAAAAGAGUGAAAGCAUCCGGUCGAUCAGAAAACUCUUUGAGCAUAGCAAAAAAAUGCAAAACUUAUACGAUAUAUACAUAAUGUAAAUUACAUUAGAUUUUAAGAAUAAAUCCUCACUUGUGACUUAACGUUACACAAUUGACAACAGCAAUGAAAGUAACGGCAGAUGCUUAAAAUUAUUACACGCAAAUAACUAAACAGAUAAAAGCAUACAUACACAUAUACACACCAAAGAAUAAGACAUUGAUAAUGUUAUCGUAUAUUAAUCAAUGAGAGCCAACGGUGGAGUUCUGUAAAGUGUUACCGAACAAUUUUAAGAACGCGUAUAAUAUAAAAUCUCUUUUCUGGUGAGAGUAUAACGAGACGCAGCAUGUCCCUCUUCAUCCUCCUCCGCAUUAUAAGUCGUGUGACGAAAGAAUGUGCAGCUAUGUGCAUGUCACGGGAAGAUCAUAAGUUAAAGAAACAUCUGUUACGACAAAUUGCACUAUAAUUAGAUGAAUCCAAUAAACAAUUGUAACAAAUCUGAAGUUAAAUUGCAGAAUUAAGAUAUAUAUAAAUAAAGUUUCAUGAUGUACCUAAACAAACUUAUAAUCAAAUCUUGUCUGUUCAAAAAUAACGUUGACGAAGGAGAAAAUUUUUUUUUUUUUCAAUGUACAACGGUUUGGUUGUUUGUGGGUGUGUAUAUACUACGGCGUAGUUAGAACACAAGAAAUGCUACUUUGAUAAACAAAAAUAAAAUAUAUAUAAACAUAUAUAUACCCUGGGCGCUGCGCUUCGGCUAAUUUUCUUUCAUUUCUUUUUUUUUUUUUAGUUGCCAAUGAAAAACCUCGAUUCUAUAAUACUGUUGUGUUGUCUGGUCGUAUAUAUUCUACAUAAUGUACUGAGGUUCGUUUUUAUUCGAGAAAACGACCAAGUUUAUGAAUAUAUCAAUGCAUUGGCACACAUUCUAGGACAAGAAAGUACCACCACAAGAAAAAUCCUUUAUAUAUACCUAUACAUAUUCAAUUAACAACAUGUAAACUAAUAAUGAGUAUCAAUUUCACUAACUAUAAAGUUUCAAUAAGUAACAAAAAAUGAUUCAAGCGACACGCAUACAAUCUAUAAGAAUGAAAUAUUCGCAAAAAGUUAUAAAUAUCUUGUGUACGGUGAAAAUGGAGGUCGCAACCUCAUCAAGUUGUAUAUCGAUUUAACGGUGUGUAAUGUAUAUCAUGUUUGCUCGACGUACACAUUAGUUAAAAAAAAAUAAUUCCAAAAGUUAAGAUUAAUUAUUAUUCAAAAAGUUAUAUAAAAAUGAAGCCUGUACAUGUAUCAUGGAAACCCUAGCUCUAUAUACUCCAUUUUUGUUUUUUUCUGUGCGUAAUGAUGAUGACAGAGAGAAAGAAUGUAACGAUGUAGAGUUGAUGAUGACAAUGUAUUCUUGUGUAUGUAUCAUAUGGCAAAAAGAAUUAUAUGCAUAACGGUUUAGCGAGUAUUAUGCAAAAUAAAAAAAAUACCAAGGAAACAAAGAGAUAAAAUAAAUAACAAAAGCAGGAGCAGCGAAUGAUGAACCACUGUUAGCUGAAGAAAACCAUCGAUAAAUUCUAUGUAUCGAUAAAUAAUAUAAAAUUGUUUAA
This is a messenger RNA of Phymastichus coffea, 11018 nucleotides long. RefSeq names its product protein stoned-B-like. Lineage: Eukaryota; Metazoa; Arthropoda; Insecta; Hymenoptera; Eulophidae. Bases 204 to 6173 code for a protein of 1989 amino acids. Gene Ontology annotation, cellular component: synaptic vesicle; AP-2 adaptor complex. The transcript is spliced from 16 exons. The record is from RefSeq and is a predicted model, not a curated record. Gene Ontology annotation, biological process: clathrin-dependent endocytosis; synaptic vesicle endocytosis; regulation of endocytosis. Gene Ontology annotation, molecular function: clathrin-cargo adaptor activity.